AGGACAUUUUAUAUGGCUGUAGUGACAUAAAAUUCUGAAUAGCAGGCUGAAUGAAGCAGCUGGAGAAGUGGUAGUAUCCAUGGUAACGAUGGGCCUAUGAGGUGACUGAGGAGUCUGGUGAUGGGAGGGGCUUAGGCCUUAUAAGGAGAGGACUGAUUAGGUUCUCCCUCCUUUUUCCUCAGUGAAAAUUGAACAGUGAAGUGCUCUGCAUUUGUUUUGUACUAACUGUGUAUUAUUUGUGAUUUUGUGGUGUUUUUCUUCUCAUUUCCUUUCCAUCUUUACUAAUCUUUAAGCUUUUCAUCCUCCUUUUAUUCUUGAACUUUCUCUUAUUUAUCUUUCCUAUCUUUUAACAUGCCGAGGCCCAGUCGUACUGUGCGGCCCCCUGUUCGUUUUAUCGACAGCGGGGUAAGGGAUGCUGCUGGCUUAGGGUCAGGUAGUGGACAGCAGCGGUCAUUACAGACAAGAAGUCAGGCUGGGAAUAAUGUUCGUAAUGCCGCCACCAGGGGUCGGGCUCGACAGCCUGAGAGAAUUUUGGCGGGCGAAGGUGCGUCACGCAGAGGCCGGGUCAGUAGCGCGUUGGUGACACGAGCUGCUGUUGUGAGUGACAAUUCUAGAAACUUCUCAAAGGAACCGGUUUCCGUGAAUAACAUGUCGCGAAGUGUGGGGGCUAUGACGGAGUCGCCGAGCGGGGUGUUAAGGAGAAUUUUAGCAUCCCGAGGUGUUACCUCAGGAGUUCAUGUGCCGGAGGUACGCCGCGGUCGCCCCGUGGGCCCGCGGGGGUCCGUGGCUGCCAGAGGUGGUCGAAGAAGUUCGAUUCUUACUAGAGGUGAGCACAUUGGGAGAUGUACAAGAUUACAAGAGUCGGUGCAAGGAGAGGGGGCACCCAACAGUGGUAUUACAAUGGGUUCGGUUAGUAAUAUAAACAACAGCGCUGACACGAUUGUAGCGGGACAGGGCGCGAGGACAUUGGGUAUUAGUAAUGCUGGAAGACAGCUUGUAAGGCCCGCCGCGUGUAAUAUUAGGAGUAAAAGAGGAACUGGGGAGCUACGUGGUAUGAGGGGCACAGUACCGGGGAGAUCUGAUGCUGAUGCGGUAUGCUUUGGAGGUAAUGGAGCUGGAUUCAAUCCGUCUGAGGUAGCGUCUAUAUGCACCUCGGUCAUAUCAGCGCUGGUCCCGGUGCUGAAUGCCAAUAACGCUGAAAGGAAUUUUUUGUGGGGGCAGAAUUCUGCUGAUUUGCGGAGGGAUGGCGUUGAUGAAUCAGGGGCGGCUGUUUUACAGGCCAGAUCGGGUGGAGGUAAUAGGGGCAAUAGGAAUGUUAAUGAAUUUUUGGUAGAUGUUUCUCCUUGCUUUUCUACAGAGGAGUCCCUUGCAGCCCCUGAGGUGCAGGACGAUUCUGGGGAAUCAGCUGCGGUGGUAGAGUCUGCCCUGGACGAGGGUGGUCGUUAUGGUUAUACGCCCGGAUUGGAGGGCUUAGCUUUUCGAGCCCUGGCUCCCUCCACUCUUCGAGGGUACAAAAAUGCCAUGGGAGAGUGGGAAAGAUAUGUGCGCCUGCAUCAAGAUCAAGGUAAGACCGAUUACGCAAUGUUAUUGGAUUAUGUGUGGGAAUGUUUUAGAGCAGGCAGACCAAGAGGGUUCGUAACACGUUUACUGUCUGCUCUUUCUUAUUUCUUGAGACUUUAUGGCCGGCAUGAUUUUACAAAAUCUUUCUUUCUAGCAAAGAUUCUUAAAGGUUGGGCUCGAGUUAUGCCCCCUGUACAAGAUGCACGUAGACCAAUAACUAUUUCAAUAUUGCGGCGCAUGGCGGUCGUGUUGCAGGAUGUCUGUGCAUCUGAUUACGAAACACUUUUAUUUACAUUGUGUUUCGUCAUGGCCUUUUUUGGGGCCUUUAGAGUCAGUGAACUGGUGGCUGCUUCGAAAUCAGCAAGGUCACCUAUUCUUCGUGAACACGUGUCAUUGGAAGAGGGAGGCUUAUGGUGCAAAGUACAACGUUCCAAAACGGACCAAUUGGGCAAAGGUUGUUGGGUUGUUUUGAAUUGUGUUGAUGACAUAGAGAUUUGUCCUGUGUCUUUGGCGAGGAUUUAUUUGAAGACAAGGUCUGAUGUGCCAGGUCCAUGGUUGCAGCAUUUGGAUGGUAUGCCGGUGACUCAAUUUCAAUUUAGAUGGGUGAUGGAACGUUGUAUUUGCACGAUGGGUUUGCCGGUAUCGAGAUAUGGUACCCAUUCGUUUCGAAUAGGUGCGGCGACAACAGCAGCUGCGGAAGGCUGUUCGAGCGGGCAAAUUAGAGCCUUGGGAAGGUGGAAGUCUGAUGUAUUUCGGAAAUAUAUCAGGUUUUGACCUGUUAAUAAAAAAAUAAAAAAUAAAUCAGACUUGAGGUUUCAGCCACUCGCCAUAUUUGGGGGUCUUGAGGAAUUUUUUAUCCUGUCAGGUGCCUUAAGCCUGGGGGUUCAAACCCGCCUGGCAGGUGUGUUUUUCGCCUCUCGUCAAGUCUGAUCCCCCCCCCUUAUCUAACUCCCUUUGUAAAAGGAGAACAAUUCUCUUCAAAAAUUAUCACAUUAGAGGCCAAAUUAAAAUAUGUAAUAAAUAAAUGUUAAACCAUUUUAGCAAGAUUUUAAAGGGAUGUUUUUGGGUUAAUGUUGUUGCAAGAUUUUUGUUUUAGGGGUUUUUUGUUCAAUAAGUUUUGUGAAUGCUUUUGUAUUUUCAGAUUUGCGCUUGGAUGAGUGUCCGAUUUGGAUCAUGGGGCACUCAUACAUUUAUUAUGGUGAAAGGUCUGGUGUUGAGUGCCUUCAGUCCCCGGAAGCUAAUCUGGUCAGAUGGAUUGGAGUGAGGGGACUUCGGUGGGAGCAAGUCAUCCCGCUUUUUUGGCAGCAAGUGGAGAGGUCGGGAUACCCCCUGAGGGUGGUGUUCCAUGUUGCUGGAAAUGAUCUGACCAGGAGGUCUGGUUUAGAUCUUCGGAAAACCAUAGUUAGGGAUGUAGUUAGUCUACAGAACAGGUUGUGUUUUUUGAGUGUAGGUUGGUCGGAGAUAAUCCCUCGUUUAGUGUGGAGGGGUGCAGACAGACCCGCUGCCAUUGAGUUGAUCCGGCGCCGGAUCAAUUCUGUGGUUGGCAGAGCUGUUAGCGAAAAUUGGGGGUUUGUGGUCCCACAUCCCUCAAUUUCAGUUUCUGCUCCUCAUCUUUAUAUGGCCGAUGGUGUCCAUCUGAAUUUGAGGGGUAUUGAAAUUUUUAUGGGUGAUUUGUGGUUAGCAAUUUUUUCUCAGGAGUUUUAUUGAUAGGUUGAAGGGUUUUAGGAGUAGUUAGGGUUAGUUGGUAAGGUAGAGGUAUGGUGGCGGGGUUUCGUUGAAACUGUGGCGGGUUGGGACGGCCUUAAAUUGUGGCUGUAAUUUAAAGAGUUUUAUAGGUGCUCAGGAGAUGUGAAGGUGGUGGAGUUUGAUACAUUACGGGGCCGGAGUUCCAUCGGACCAGGUGGGCUUUGGUCUCCGGUGGAGUUUGUACACACCUGAGCACCUUUGGGUGGAAGUUGGGGAAUACCUUGAGUGGAGAGUUGGCCACGGUAUUCCCGAUAAGGAGAAAGAACACAAGGGGUGGCAAAUGGCCCAUG
Messenger RNA from Pseudophryne corroboree (corroboree frog), 3596 nucleotides. RefSeq lists its product as uncharacterized. The transcript has 2 exons. Gene Ontology annotation, molecular function: DNA binding. Gene Ontology annotation, biological process: DNA recombination; DNA integration. The record is from RefSeq and is a predicted model, not a curated record. Lineage: Eukaryota; Metazoa; Chordata; Amphibia; Anura; Myobatrachidae. The coding region runs from base 352 to 2334 and encodes 660 amino acids.